UUAAAUGCAUGAAGAAUGGAUUUCUCGAAGUUCCUGGACGACAAUUUUGAUGUCAAGGACUGGGUGAAUGGGGCUUUUAAGACUGUUCAGGAGGAAGAACCCGGAAAGGUAGACAGUCAUGCUGCCACACUGGUAAUGAAACUGCAGUUGUUCAUUCAGGAGGUGAACAAUGCCAUUGAAGAGACUAGUCACCAAGCGCUACAGAACAUGCCUAGGGCACUCCGGGAUGUGGAAGCUCUGAAACAAGAAGCUUCCUUUCUGAAGGAGCAAAUGAUCCUUGUCAAAGAAGAUAUUCGGAAAUUUGAACAGGACACGGCACAAUCCAUGCAGGUAUUGGUCGAACUCGAUGAAGUGAAGUCCAGAAUGCAAGCAGCAUCUGAGGCAUUGCAGGAGGCCGACAAGUGGAGCACAAUCAGUGCUGACAUUGAAGAAACACUGAAAUCUCAGGACAUUGAGACUAUCUCGGCCAAACUCACAAGCAUGCAGAACAGUUUGGCUAUGCUGGUCGACACACCAGAUUAUUCAGAGAAAUGCGUUCACCUCGAGGCACUAAAGAAUCGAUUGGAAGCCAUGGCAAGCACACAAAUUGUAGCUGCAUUCAACUCUCAGUCUGUUGAUCAGGCCCGACUUUUUGUGAAAGUGUUUGUGGCAGUGGACCGAAUGCCCCAGCUCCUGACAUACUACUAUAAGUGCCACAAGAGUCAGUUGGUCUCUGUGUGGCAGGAACUAUGUCAGAGUGAUCUCAGUUUGAAUCACCAACUAACAGAAUUCUAUGAUACUCUUCUGGCAACAUGGCACUCCCAGCUACAGUGGACUAGUCAGGUCUUCAGGAACCCCUGUGAGAUUGUUACCGUGCUGCAGAUCCAAACCCUGGGAGCUAUCGUUCCAUCAAUCCCUGUCUGCCUCAGCACAGCAAUAGAGAGAGCAAGCCAGGAGGACAAACUUAGCAUGCUGCUGGAUCUCCAUGACAGUACUGUUCACUUUGCUAAGAGCCUGGAGGCAGCAAUGCUUCCACACCUAGGGAAAACCAAUGUUGUUCAAUCCCACAAAUUAAUUUUUUUAAAACACAGUCCUUCUUCAAUGGAAUUUGUGUUCAUCUGUCCUUCAGUAAAACUUUUAUAUAUUUGUCUUACUUUGUUAACAAAUUUUUCUGGCUCUUCUCUUCAGGAGUGUGGAGAGCUGAUUGACUGUGUUCAGGAGCUUAAUCAGUCGGUGAAUAAACUCUUCAGCCUGGCCAGUGGGGCAGUGGACAGAUGUGUGAAAUUAACGGAUGGACUUGCAGCUUGUGGCCUACUCAAAGCACUGAAAGCUCUCUUCUCGAAAUACGUAUCUAACUUCGCCAGCACUUUGCAGUCCAUUCGCAAGAAAUGCAAACUGGAAGAAAUUUCCAAUGGAUCCUUGUUCCAGGAAGACUGGUCUGCAUUCCAAAAUUCCGUCAGAAUUAUCGCAACCUGCGGUGAAUUAUUGCGGCAGUGUGGAGACUACGAGCAGCAGCUGUCCAACAGGAUAUUAUCUACUGCAGGGAAGUAUUUGUCUGAGUCAUACAGUCCACACAGUCUGGCUGGUAUACAAGAAACAAGCUUCCCCGACAAAAAAACCUCCAUCAAAAAUCCAUGGCAGGAAUAUAAUUAUUUACUGAAGGCAAAUCCGAGUGAAUACGCCAGUCUGAUGGAAAUGCUUUAUAUGCUGAAGGAAAAGGGAACGGGGAACAAUAACCUGUUGUCAGAAGCUCGUGCAGCACUGACCCGGCUCAACCAGCAGGCACAUCAGCUCGCCUUUGACUCUGUGUUCCUCCGGAUCAAGCAGCAGCUUGCCCAGGUGCCAAGGAUGGAGACCUGGAACACAGGAACCAUGGGAGAGACAUUAACUGAAGAUCUCCCAACAUUUAGCCUUGCUCCUCUUGAAUACAUCAGCAAUAUUGGCCAGUACAUCAUGUCCUUGCCUCUGCACCUGGAGCCCUUUGUAACACAGGAGGAUCCAGCACUGGAGCUAGCACUGCAUUCCGGGAAACUUCCAUACCCUCCAGAGCAAGGGGAUGAGUUACCAGAGUUGGACAACAUGGCUGAUUAUUGGCUGGGCUCCAUUGCCAGGGCAACAAUGCAUACUUACUGUGAAUCCAUUCUACAGAUCCCAGAGCUUACACCACAUGCAACCAAACAACUUGCCACAGAUAUUGAUUAUCUGAGCAACGUCAUGGAUGCUCUUGGCUUACAGCCAUCCCGCACUCUGCAACACACUGUGACUACCCUGAAAGUAAAGCCCGAAGACUUUAGGCAAGCAGCGAAGGGCCUCCCCCGGAGACUGACCAGUGCAAUCGCAACCAUGAGGAAUAUCCAUUACUGACCAAUCUUCCUGUUCGCAAAACCAGAUCUGUUUCUGAUGGUUGAAGGCUGCCUUAAUUCUGAUUGGCUCUUGAACCGGUAGCUGAGUGUGUUCCAUUUUCCUGUUAAGAGCAAUAACUUCAUGCUUAGGAUGUGCUGUUUUAGAAUAAUUUAAGUAAGGAUCUUCUGCUGGAUUUAGGCUCAGAAUGUAUGUCCCGGGUUUGGGCCUGACUUAAGGUAAAUAAACUGAGGUUGGUGAUUUGAAUGCUGCAAGUAGCUCAGUAACAAUGUGUUAGUGAGUGAGAAAUUAACUGAGCCCCUACCCCACCACUUUGGUUACUUUCCAGAAUCCUCCUCCCCAAGAAACCAUAGCUACCUGCCCCAAUCCUGGGAGAAUGGGAUCAGGACCGACUUGGUGGUCUGCUGAUGCUCUCCUUUCAGCCCUCGUAAUUAUAAAUGAUCUGUUGACGUGCCCCCAGCACCACACCGACAUUCUCCUGGAACAGAUGCAGGACGAUGGGAAAUACCUGGAUAUUGAAUGUAUGUUCUGGAGAGGAGGGUAUUUUGGUAAUUGAGUAUGGCAUCAUGUUAAGAUGCUGCCUUAAACACGAGUGCUGCCUCCUCCCAGCCUGAUUCAGCCUGAGUCACCUUACUUAUUAAGAAUUGCCUCAGAGCAGAGACAAACAAAGAAAUUACAGAGGUCCAUGUCAUGGUCCACUGCCUUCCCAUCUAGGCUGGUUACUUGGCUGUUUUCACCAGGCAGUACAGGAAGAUUCCACACCCUCCAUGCAGCAGCACGCCCAUAUGGCUGUGUGGGGAGUUACAUACAACGUUCAAGUGUGAGUCAAAAUUGUUCAUGGUUGAUGUUUGUGAUCAUAAAGGGGUGGAAGCCCUGCGUUUUAUUUUAACAUUUUAUGUUCGCAUCAAGAAGGUGAAUGUCAUUUGAUGAAAUGGAUGGUAUAGGGUUGUAUUGGUAUAAUAGGUUGGUAUAAUGGACCAUUGGUUUCAAUGGUUCCUUCAACUUCUGGCAUAAAGUAUAAGAGAGCUUGUUUGUCAGUUGUCAUUACUCAUUUGUAAUCCGUGAGUGCAUGCCUGGCUCUUGUACCCACACACUUUCUUGCAUACUCUCUCACUUAAUUCCAUCUUCCUUGCUCCCUUGUUUGCUCACUGACUGUCUCCUCCCUCACUUAUUCACAUUAACAACAAAAUUGCUUUGCCUCCCUAACUCACAUUCAUUCCCACUCUUUGCCUCUCCCUCAUACAAGCUUUGUUUCCUUUAAUCCCAGCUGUUAGAGAAUGGCACCUGAGAUAAGGCUGCAUCAUUUUACAGUAUUCUUACAUUCUUUUCACCUCUUGGCCUAUAUCUGUUCUGAGAGUGCUAGGACAGUGUAGAAAGACCUGUUGUUAGAUAGUCAUUGCAAGAAAUGAAGGCUGUACCUCUGUUUUGUACUUUUUAUUUAACCUUCACCAGAUUUUUGUUCCCACCUGUCAUAAAGUGUUGCCUGUUUACUGGUAUAAAUGCCUGGUGGGUUCCAGUCUUUGGUCUGUUGCCUGAUUCUGGACAGUCUAUGGCAAAAGCCUGUGCAGCUGUUCCCAAACAACAUCCACAUGUGGAUGUUCUACAGAGGAUGCUGGAAAGAGGUCAGGACCUGGAAGCUAGUUGAUCCUCUGUCCAUCCGUAGUUAACUGUUUGUAUGUGGUGAUGACCAUGUAAGCUGCUGCUCAUUGAGCAACACAGGAAAUAUUCUCACUCUCAGUAACUGAAUAAUGAAUAGCUUUUUCCUCAAUAAUUCAUUUCUCUGUUAACCUGCAGAGAAUAAUGCUGCAGAAAAUUAUGUGGUUUGGCCUAUUGCACAAGAUCCAAGAAAUAGAGAUUUCUAAUUAUUUCCACUCCCCUGCUCUUACCCAUAGCCUUGAAAAUAUUUCCCUCUUAUGCAUUGGAUUAAUUCCUCUUUUAAAUGUUAACAACAUUUCUGCUCUCACUGUCCUUACAGGCUAUGCAUUCCAGAUCAUACUCACACUGUACAAAACAAUACUCAUCUCCCUCAGGUUCCUUGGCCAGUUAUCUUAUUCUUAAAUCUGUUUCCUCUAGUAACUAACCCUUCUGUCAGUAGAGCCAAUUGUAAAUACAUUAGAUAGCCUACUCACCUUCAAAUCCAGCCUGGCUGCAAACAGUUCUUCAGAGCCUUGCAGGCAGGGUUUUUGUCAAAAUGACUCUUUGAGUGACUGAUAAGCAAUCAUAGAUAAUAGACUGGGUGGGCCUCUAUACACAUUAUAAUUACACCUUUCCUCCUCUUGCAUGGCCCCACUGUCAGUUCACAGACACAGAACCAUCACACUGGCCAGGUAGAUCCUGGUCACAUCUGUACUCUGUCUACUUCAGUGCAGUUCACUUAUUUAAGUGUUUGUUUAUGAUAGUUUUCCUUCUGCCUCUGCUUGAAGGCAGGGAGGACAAAUUUUCAUUUUUUUUAAAGUAAUCAUCUCCUUCAGGUUGAACAACAGCAAAAGAGAAACUUGGAAAUGGAAAGACAGACAAAUACUUUGCCUUAACAGUCAGAAGAGUUUCAACUAUCCAACAUAACUUCAUUUACCUAGCUAGUGCCACCAUAGUAACAAUGGGCUAAAUUAGUACCCCCUGCACAGCAAAUCCCAUGAUUACUCUGAAUUUAUUCUCAGGAUGUGAUGUCUCUCUAACAAGGCCAGCAUUUCUUGCCCAUUUUGAGAGGGUGAUUCGAUGUAACUAAGACAUCUUUUUCCUCUGUUUUGAACCCAUGUGGUACCUGGCCUGUGGUGUGUUAAGUGGGAGAAAAGUAUAAGGGAAGUUGUACUCGAAUCUAAAUUGGACUUAAUUUUGAAAGUUUGCUGGUUUUGUACGCUGCACAUGACAAUUGCCCUAUUUCCCAGCAGCAAUUAAGUUCAUUUUUUAAAGACUGAAUGAAAGACAAAUAAUUUUAUUCUGCCUGAGAGUGUGGUAAAAGCAGUUUUGAUCAAUGCAUUCAAAAGGAAGUUGGACUAUCAUUAUAAAAGAAACGGAAUGCAGGGUUAUGAAGUGAAGACUGAAGAAUGGUGGUAAGUGAAAUGCUUAUUUGGAGAGCUGUUGCAGACAAGAUGGGUUGAAUGGCACUGUCUAGUAAUUUUGUAUUUGAGUUUUCAGGAUUUGAGUUGAUGUUAUCUGCUCCCAGGCCUUUGCUCCAAACAAACUCUUGUCAUUACUUCUUUCUGCCCUGUUCCAGAUCAGAAGCAUUCACAAUCAUUGUUCUGUUGCAGUGUCAUGGCAUUCUGUAGUUUUUCCAUAAAUAUCAAGAAACAAAGCCAUUAAAUUAUUAAUCAAGGUCUUGUUUCCAUUCUUGGAAAGUGGGACAGGCAACUGAUAGACUAGGGAUCUGCUGGAAGUUAUGUCCUAUUCCCAGCCUUAUAAGUGACUCUUCUUUAAGUUGCCAUUUUACUCUUUAUUUACUGAGUCUGCAUAUGCUUGAUGAAGAGCAGAUGCUAUCUGCUAUCUAUUACUUUGCUGAUGCAUCUAUGAUAUACUGACCUAGAUUCUGUUGGUAAGCCCAGUAGCCCUUCUUCUGAUAUUCCCCUUCUUCCUACAAAUGUGCGCACAUGCAUGCACAUUUACACAGCAUGAGUAGCCGCUUAAUGGCCAUCAACUGAUUUCCCUUCUCAUUCAUAGGUAUCUUAAAGCUGCUUAUAGCAUCUCUCAACCUGACUGUGAUCAGCUAACUCAGCCCAGAGCAUGGACUGUUCCUUUACUGCCUGAAAGAUUAUUAAACCUGUUAUAAUUUCA
Molecule: messenger RNA, 6108 nt
Organism: Rhincodon typus (whale shark)
Lineage: Eukaryota; Metazoa; Chordata; Chondrichthyes; Orectolobiformes; Rhincodontidae
Gene: cog7
Product: component of oligomeric golgi complex 7
Exons: 17
Coding region: 16-2343 (775 amino acids)
Biological process (GO): intracellular protein transport; Golgi organization; retrograde vesicle-mediated transport, Golgi to endoplasmic reticulum
Cellular component (GO): COG complex
Source: RefSeq, a predicted model, not a curated record